Molecule: messenger RNA, 533 nt
Organism: Leptosomus discolor (cuckoo roller)
Lineage: Eukaryota; Metazoa; Chordata; Aves; Leptosomiformes; Leptosomidae
Source: RefSeq, a predicted model, not a curated record
ACAGAGCCCAGGAGGAAUUCCUGGAGCUGCUGGAGCUCCUGGUCUCCCACGCUCGCACCUACGUCUCCUCAGUGGCUGCCAUGGAGGAGUUCCACCUCAGCCUCUCGCAGUGCGUGGUGCUGCGCUACCACUGGAUAGACCCCUUCGUCCGCUCCCUCAAGGAGCAUCUGGCCACCUUCCACAGGUUCUUCUGUGUGGCCGACCAAGUGAAGGUGUACACCAACCAGAACAAAACCAGGACCUUUAUUGGCUUGGAGGUCUCCACUGGGCAUUUCCAGCUGCUGGAGCUGGUCUCGGAGGUGGACAGAGUUCUGGAGGAAUUUGACCUUCCCACAUUCUACAAGGACCCGUCGUUCCACAUCAGCUUGGCCUGGUGCGUCGGAGACCUGUCUGGCAGGCUGGAAGGGCAGUGUCUGCGGGAGCUCCAGGACAUUGUGGAUGGAUUUGAGGACUCAGUGCUCCUGCUGCGUGUCCAAUGGGAGGAAAUCCGCUGCAAGUCUGGGAACAAGUACUUCUCCUUCCCCCUGAGGUAG